Molecule: messenger RNA, 5385 nt
Organism: Aspergillus brunneoviolaceus CBS 621.78
Lineage: Eukaryota; Fungi; Ascomycota; Eurotiomycetes; Eurotiales; Aspergillaceae
Exons: 6
Coding region: 349-5385 (1678 amino acids)
Molecular function (GO): protein binding
Source: RefSeq, a predicted model, not a curated record
CUCUGAAUAAAGCGGCAUGGAUACCGUCCAGAGAAUGUCCCACCGGGCGAGCUGCAUCUCUUUGCCAUAGCCGCUUUGCCAUAGCCGCAUGGAACGGCAAUUCGGACCUCGUGCACGCUCUUCGACCGGAUCAUGCGGCGUCGGAUGCCAUAGUUACUAGAAGACUCCCAUCUUCCGGACGGCGCAUGCGCCAAGUCGAGGGCUCCCUCGCACCGCAGUAAGCAUGAUACUUCAGCUUGUUCACGAAGCCGCAACUACAGAUCGGUCCUCCCGGUAUACUUUCAUGUAUAAGUCUCAUGCGCUAGCAAAGGGAGGGGGCUUAGUGGUCCAAUCGCCCCACUGUCAGCGAUGCAUGCUGACGGUCUCAUUCUCUCUGUCUUGCUUCAAUUCUCCAAUUCAGUCGCCGCUUGCUCUUUCCUUUUCAACGUCAAAGCAUUUCUCAUAAUGCUUUGCAUUUCCUCGCGACCAAUAACUCUCCCCAAUUUCAUCUCUCGUCUCCGGGAUCAAGCCAUUGAAACGGCCGAAAGAGAGGCGUUGCAGGCCUGGGGCACGACUGCCGUCGAUGCCUGCCUCAGCACGUCUAGCAUACCGCAGUUGGCAUGGGAGGCUGCCCGUCUCUCGGAAGUGCUGGUCCCCAAUGGGUGGAUCAAGCUGCUGCGAAAUCUCGUCAACGCGAUCAUUGUCGGCAGCACAGAUGGCACUUCGCUUUCUCCGGUUCUUCUACGAUCGCUGGCGUUCAUGAUUCGACAGCGAGAGGGCCAGUGGUCGCCGGAGAGCACGGAGAUUCUGGGAGCCCUGUUCUCAAGCCUGAAAGUGCGAUUGGAGCAAGCAGAUAGACUGGGUGGAUCGGUGGAUCGGAAAUGUGAACUGGUCUGCGUGCUAGGGGUGGUGAUCGACGCCAUGGUCGACAUCGGCGUGUCGGAUAUCAGCCACGAACGAUUAUACAAGCCGUUGAUUGCCCUGCUCGAUGGCUUCAGUCACGAUCGUGACCUUCAUGUGGCCCAGGCUGCCGCCUACACCGGACAAGCCUUGCGGGGGAUCCAGGAUGAUGAUACUGUCGGCAAAGCAUCCUUGCGGGGGCUGCUGCGGGCCAUCGACCUCGCAAUGACCGUUCCGGCGCGCAAAAUCUGGGAGGCAGUCAAGUCUGGCAUAGAUGGAGCUUCGCGACUCCGAGACUUCACCUGGGACAUGUUCAAGAAGCGGACGGGGAAGUCUUGGUAUACCGCCCUACGAGCGACCAGUAUCCUCAUACACACCCGGUCCUGGGAUGAGCUGAGCAAUUUCAUCCAACAGGCAGAAUGUAGAGCCAACAAGGACUUUCUUUGCGGCUUGUAUGCCCAACUGGAUCUCAUCAGCCAGCUUGUCCCUCCGGAUCAGAUACAACACAUCUAUAAGAGCAUUCCCGAAAGCAAGUAUGACCGUGUUCAAGCCUGGAAAAUGCACACUGUUUGUGCGAUCAAGGAACAAACCACCCCCCCUGAGCUAAAACUAGCCAGUACACUUAAGAGAACGAAAAUAUACGAUUGGUCACUCAAAUCCUGCGGAUGGGAGGACGUCAGAGAUGACCUUUCUGAUAACGGCAGCGCCCUCCUCGAUAAUUCCUACCGGAAAUGCAUGCCGGCUCGAGAAUAUUACACCAUGGAUGCUUUGUUGGAGUUUUACUCUCAGGACGAUGAUAAAAGACUGCAGAUCCAGCGUCUAUCUGGGGCUAGACUCCCUAUGAAUCACUGUUACAUCAACCUCAACGUCGUGGACUCCGAUCAAGGCGAUGAGGUGCCGCUGGAAAGCCUGUUUGACUAUAGGGAACAAGGUGGCAGGAAUAUUCGGCCGAAAAAGAUUUUCAUUGAAGGACAGGCAGGUGUUGGCAAAACAACGCUUUGCAAGAAAGUCGUUCACGAUUUCCUGUAUCGAAAUCUGUGGUCCGAUUGCUUCGACUGGAUUUUGUGGCUGCCACUGCGACAUCUCAAGGGCAAACAUACCGAUUCUUAUUCCAUUAAAGACCUAUUCCACCACGAGUACUUCUCCCAGCACCAUGAUUCGGAGCUCUUGGCAGACACCUUGGGUUCAAUCGUAGCCCGGAAUAGCGCUCGGGUGCUCUGGCUGUUGGAUGGCCUAGAUGAAAUCUCCCAAGACUGGGAUGCCGAUUCACCUAUGGGCCGCUUUUUGCAAACUCUGCUCAAGCAGCCUCAAACCAUUAUCAGUUCACGUCCAUACUCAACUAGAAAGCUAAACAUGGCAAAGCAGGACUUGAAGCUGCAAACGGUGGGCUUUCACGCUGAGCAAAUUGAAAAGUACAUACGAGCCAAAGGAAUCCACCCAGACCCUGAAACAGCGGACAAGAUCUGGGAGUUCAUUGACGAGCAUUCGCGAAUUAGGGGAAUUGCACAGAUCCCGAUUCAAUUCGAUGCUCUCUGCUACACUUGGAAAGAGCCUUUGGGUAAUAGCAAUACAGCCAGGACUAUGACUACCAUCUACCAGGCGAUCUGCGUGGAGCUACUACGGAAGGACCUGUGGCGUAGGGAGAAAAGAAUCGACGGCAGAACCCUGACAGAACAACAGACGGAAGAGUUGUCAGAGUUUGAGGUGCAGCUACACAUGCAGGAGGAAAUCAACCUCCUCGAGGCGCUGGCCUUCCAUGGCCUAGUCACCAAGAUCAUUGAUUUUGAUGCUCCAGUACGAAGUCAGAUCUAUCAACAUCUCCUGAACGGCAAUGUACUUGUUCCGAGGCUACACGAGAGCACAAUCAAAGAGAUAAGCUUUCUUCGUUCUUCAGAUGCCACCGACAAUGCCCAGCAAAGCUUUCACUUUUUACACUUGACAGUUCAAGAGUUCUUCGCUGCCCGAUUUUUCGCGAAACACUGGACCAGCCAAGCCACAAUACAUAGCUUGACACUGAAUGGCCGCACAGACACUGAUAUUCCACCCCAAGUCUUUAUGGCAAGAGAGAAAUACAACGUUCGCUAUGAGGUUUUCUGGAGGUUUGUGGCCGGAUUUCUGGGUGUCGGAUACAACCACCAAAAGCAAAGCGAGGAGCAUACGGCCGCAUUCCUUGAGGCCAUGGAAAACAAACCCCGAGAUAUGUUGGGCCCCAUGCAUAGCAAGCUCAUGAUGCGCUUGUGGAGCGAAGUACCUGCAUCGAACAAUAUUGCUAGGCUGAGAUCUCUGCGUCAGAGUCACUACCAACGGCUCGCCCGGUGGAGCUCUUUCGAGGUCACAGCUUAUGAUAAAGGGGAGCUUGCAGGGGAGGCAGAAUAUCCGGAUGCAGUUCUAUAUUCUCUCUUGAAAGACCGAAGUUCUGACGUCAGACGACAUGUUCUGAAUGUCAUUGCUCAGCGCAGAGUCUCGACAAGUGUCACUGACUUGAUAGCCUCCUGGGUAGACCAAGUCUCCGACGAUGAACUGAAUCCGGCUCACGAGAUUCUUCUUGUGCACCUGCAUGAUGAAUCAAAAGUGGAGGAGUCCGACUUUAGAGGCGUCCAGGUACCGGCCUUACCACAGGAUCUUCUGAGAGCAAUUUUAGAUUGUCUGCAUUAUGGACCAGCUGGUUUGAAGGUGGCAGCACUGGAAAUUCUGUCUGAACAGCCACCUUCAUCUCUGCAAGCCUAUGUCGAUACCAUUGCCCAUGGACUUUCAGACCCGGAGUCAGAGGACGUGACAUCCAAAUCUCUCAAGAUACUGGAACGUUUGGAUCUGUCACUUGAGAUCUUACAGUCCAUGACCUAUCUUGUUUACAAACAAAUCGGUUCUUACCCGUCGCCAUUCGACAUUGUAAAGAAAUCAUUAUGCCGCCAUUCGCUGGUGUCUCCAAGUAUUCUAGGCUAUGUCUGUUCUUUACUAGACCACAGAAGCUUCAUCGUGCGAAAAUUGGCUGUCCGGGUUCUGGCCCAGCAUCCUCUCUUGCCACCCAGUACAGCGGACUGGCUUGACCAAGAAGUGCACCUCGGUGAUUGUCUGGUAAAGGAUCUACGAACUACGGUCUGGCAGCAGCUCUUACCAUCUCAAAACAUUCGAGAGGACAUUGUACGAAGGUUGAAGCAUAUCGAUCCCGCAGUGCAAGGAGUAGCUGCCUUGAUUCUCGGCGGUCGAUCAGAUUUAUCUAAGCCAACAUUUGAAGCGGUGGCCGAGUUGUUGAACGACACAAAGUGGUCUGUUCGAGAAGCAGCCGCCAAAGCUCUACGUGGUCAAUCGGAACUUCCACACCAUGUGCUAGAUCAGAUGGCGGGCUUGCUAGAGGAUCAUCAUCCACUAGUUAUAUAUCAGGCAAUCAAAACCUUGACAAAGUACCCAGAUGAUGAGCUAAAGUAUCUCGAUGAUGUGGUACUCAGUCUGGAAGACCCAGAUCUCUCUGUGGCUUACAAAGCAUCCGAGGCCAUCAGGAAGCACCCAAAAGUCCCGCGCGAGUUGCUUUAUCAUCUGUUUGCUCAGAUGAUCGAUCCGCAAGAUCACCAUACGUCAAGGUUCGAACCAAUAUUCCGGAACGCUCUCAGGCGAGGUCUGCCUCCAGAUUUGGGCAAUAGACUCCUAGAUCUAGUGGAAUCGGCGGAUAUAGAAGAAGGAGAAGGGGAAGGAGACGUUGAGCACAUCUUGGAUCUUCUCGGAGCACAACCAUUCCUGCCUCCUGAAAAGCUCCUCCAGCUCAGUGAAAGAUUUGUGACGAGUGAUGACCGGAUCGCUAGUGCGGUGGUCAAGAUUCUCGUGACUCAAGCCCACUUGCCGCCGCCUCUUAUCCUUGCGCUCACGCGAUUCCUCGAUCGUGCUGACAAAACGCUGGUCCUCGAUGUCACAUUAUGGCUGCUGGGACAGUCCGAGCUGCCCCUCGAGGCUCUCGCCCUCAUGGCAGGAAUGCUUCCCACCGUUCCACUACCGGGAUUCGCGGCGGACGUCUUGUCAAGACAGCCUCCCUUGCCGAGCGAGAUCAUGAACCUCGCACUCUCCGCGUUUCGCCUGGCAACAGACGAACGCUACGCCGAGACCCACGAGGUGCUCGAGCGCAAUGACGCAUUCUACCGCAUGCUUCCCCAGCUACCUGUGCAUGACCUCCAGCGGCUGUGUCGGAUCUGGCUGCGGCGGAGCUUCGGCGAACGAGUGAAUUUCUACUUUCGUGACGAAUUCCUCGUGGUUGACACCCCGGAUUUUCAGGGCGCGAUCCCGAUGCCGCUGUAUCAGCGGAUCAAGCUGCGGUUGAUCUUCCGGCUCACCGUGGUGGCAUGUGGGCAUUAUGGUAGACCUGAUUGUAUGAUUUUCGGGUCUGUGGUUCGUUCUCGAGCGUCUGCCGACAACUACAUGGCAUGCACGUCGCGCUCCCGAGCGCGUGGAGAUGCUCCAAUCUGUUGUUUAGUUCAGCAGCAGCACGUGAUGUACACAGACGGUCUGGUUACUAACUAA